AUGACAACAUCAUCUUCUUAUGCAAUUGGUGUCGAUGUUGGAACAGGAAGUGUUCGAUGUAUGAUUUUUGAUGAUAAAUGGACACCUGUCGUUCAAUAUAAGAAACCGAUUUGUAUAUAUCAUUCAUCAUCUGCUCCACUUGAAUAUGAACAAUCAUCAACUGACAUUUGGGAAGCAAUUUGUUAUUGUGUUCGAAAAUGCUUCGAACUUGGAUCAUUUACAUCUGAACAAAUAGGACUUAUUCGUUCGAUUGGUUUUGAUGGCACGGGUUCACUUGUUGUUGUUGAUGAAAAAUAUGAACCUAUUAGUGUUUCUCGUUCGGGUAAUGAUGAACAAAAUAUAAUUAUGUGGCUUGAUCAUCGGUCACAUGCUGAGGCAGCUAUAAUUAAUUCAAGUUCAGAUGAAGUGUUAAAAUAUUUUGGUGGUAAAAUUAAUCCCGAAAUGCAACCAGCAAAAAUAAUGUGGCUUAAACGUAAUUUAUCUAAUGAGCAAUGGACACGUGCACAUUUUUUUGCUUUACCUGAUUAUUUACAUUUUCGUGCAACUAAACAAUUCGAUCGAUCAAUUUGUUCAUCUGUAUAUAUAUGUUAUCGUUCAUCGGAAACUAAACAUGGAUGGGAUGAAAAGUUCUGGACGAAAUUAGAUUUAGGUGAUUUAAUGGAAAAUAAAGGUGAAAAAUUAGGUCAACUUGUGCGAAACUCAUUUUCGAACUCGGCUACCGAUGUUUUAAGUAAAAAAGCAGCGGAUGAACUCGGCUUACCACAAGGUAUUCAUGUUGGUUUACCAUUAAUUGAUUCAUAUGCAGGAGCAUUAGGUGGAUUAGCAUGUAAAUCCCCAAUACCCGAAGCUCAUCUUACUGAGCGUUUGGUUAUAGUUGCAGGUACAUCAAGUUGUUUUAUGGCAUCCAGUGAAAAGGCAAUUUUUGUUCCUGGGGUUUGGGGUCCAUAUUAUAACGUUCUUAUUCCUAAUCUUUGGCUUAAUGAAGGAGGUCAAUCAGCAGCCGGAAAAUCUAUUGAUCAUAUAAUACAAAUCCAUCCAGCUUACAAUGAUUUAAAACAAUUAGCAGAUGAACAAAAUAAAAAUAUAUUCGAUAUACUUAAUGAAAUUUUACAUAAUCUACAAAAAAAAUAUAAAGUUGAUAAUAUAUCAUUAUUAAGUAGUAAUUUACAUAUGACGAUUGAUUUUCAUGGUAAUCGUUCACCAGUAGCCGAUCCCGAAUUAGGUGCUUCAAUAAGUGGUCUUCGUUUUGAUACGUCAUUAGAUAAUUUAGCAAUACAAUAUUUAGCUGUUUUACAAGCUGUUGCUUAUAAUAGUCGACAUAUAAUUGAAGUAAUGACCAAAGCUGGUCAUCAUUUUCGUGUUGUACAAAUUUGUGGUGGUUUAGCACGAUUAUCAUUAUUAACACAAAUCAUGGCUGAUGUUGUUCAAAUGCCUGUUUCUGUAUCGGAAGCAAAUUAUGAUUGUGUUCUAUUAGGUGCAGCUAUAUGUGGUCAAUUAAUAGCAGAUAAUCCACGACAAGUACAAGAUUUAUUAAAUGGUAUAGCUUGUCCAAUUCAAACUUAUAUGCCAGAUCUCAAAAUGGCAGAUUUUCAUAAAGAUAAAUAUGAAAUUUAUCGUCUAUUACAAAAAAUCGAAAUUGAUAGUCGUCAACGUAUGAGUAAAUAUCGUCAAUCAUAA
Molecule: messenger RNA, 1677 nt
Organism: Rotaria sp. Silwood1
Lineage: Eukaryota; Metazoa; Rotifera; Eurotatoria; Philodinida; Philodinidae
Source: the annotation of a GenBank genome assembly